Meira miltonrushii is the source of this 1095-nucleotide messenger RNA. RefSeq lists its product as uncharacterized. NCBI's taxonomy places the organism in Eukaryota, Fungi, Basidiomycota, Exobasidiomycetes, Exobasidiales, Brachybasidiaceae. The coding region runs from base 1 to 1095 and encodes 364 amino acids. The record is from RefSeq and is a predicted model, not a curated record. The transcript has a single exon.
AUGUCAACAGAGCCCAAUUCGACACAGAUACGAUCAGCUUUAGAUCAAUUGACGUAUGUGAAGCGAAUACUAGAAGGAGAUCAGAAUCUGUCCCUAGAGGACCUGCUCUCGUCAGCGAAUGCUGCCCAAAUUCUUACAACAAACACAAAAGAAGAAGGAGAUGGCAUGAUUCCAACAGGUGGGUUGCAUGGGGCGGUGCCAGCUUUGUUGGAACCGUUAUCGAAGCCAAACUCAAUGCAGUUUGAACCACGAAAAUACCUCACCCUAGCAAAUAGCCUUGCCAGAAGAUUUGGAAGUGAAACGAAAGAAGCUGGACAAGCGGGAGAUGCAAUUGAGCUGGCAAGAGGAAUAGCAAGAGAUCACAGUACGCAGCUUGUCAAUAAAACAUCCAUACUAGAACAACGGAAACGACGGCGGCAGGAUGGCUCUUUGGGACUUUUGAGUGAGAGUACAUCCAACAUUCCCGAUACUUGGGAUCAAAGCAAGAAAAAGGGAGAGGGAAAUACUGCGAUGCCUCGAAUGUCUUACAAAUUCCCCGGUCAGGAUAGUAUACCUGACAUCCUUACCAAGAUUACUGACGCUCCAUCUGUGGAAAGCGCUUUGAGUGUAUGGAAAUCGACACUAUCAAACAUUGAUGCUGAAGCGGCUGCUUCGCUAUCGUACAGCACGCAAUGGCUACGAUCAGAUCUCAUCAGACUACGGAUCGAUAUGGAUCAAGUAGGAACAGCAAUCCUUUGGGCAUCCCUCCACCAAGGAGAUACACUCAAGCAUCCUAUUCAGCUUCAACGGAUAAAUAUCCUCGCCGAAACAGAGAUGCAACCAGAUCUGACAGCAGACAAUUCCCUACACCUCUCCGCCCAAUCCAGCUUUCCACUCUAUCGACAAUUGACCGCUCAAAUUCUUGCCAAAGUGCUGGACAAUACCUCCGAAAAUGAUAGCUGGAAGAUAUUGUUCUCUACACUAUUUGCCUUGGCUGGCCUUUGUCACUUGCAUGACCCAUUUCCCAACUUUCCCAGCAAUUUGUCUAACCAACCUUGUCGUGGUACUGUAGCCGUUUUGGGAGCAUUUGCUAAUUGGGAUAUAGGCGGAAUUUGA